CGAUCAUCACGUGAAUCUAUCCCCACGACCGCGGUGCUUCCGUCCACACGAUUUUUGAAGUUCCUGCAUUUUUGCGAGCUUUCAGUCACCUUCACUCACCCAGCUCCCCUUCUUUUGGGAGGAGAAGGGGGGGGGGAGCCGUUUUUGAUGCUUCACUCUGUCGGGUUUGGCCUCCCUCUCUCCCAUCAUGUUAUUCUCUCUGUUUUCAGUCCCCAUCACUCUUGUCAUGUUGUCUACGGCUCCUCUUCUUCGCAGAGCCAGUUCUAUCCAUGAAAGUGUUUAAAAGUCUUUCAUUACUUGUUUCUGUCUCUCUCUACUGUUGGCCCUUCUUGGGCCGCCUCAAUCAUGGUGUCUCUGUCUUGUUUGGCUGGACCUGACAAGCAGGGCAGAAGCAAGACAGAUGUCAGAUCUGCUCUGAACACUCUCUUCACACUGAAUGUCAUUUUUACAGACAGUGAGUAUGAAAGUGGCUCUAUCAGCAAUGAUGAAGACAAUGAUGACAGUCAACUCUCUGCUGAAUACUACCUGGCCUUAGCAGAGAGUCUUGAUAUCACUCAGCUUCAACAGAAGUGAUACAGCUUCAAAACUCAGGAAAAACUCAAUAAGACUUAUAAUUACUGAGAGAGAUAGACAGUGACUUAUUUUAUUCUUAGAACUGUGUUAUAGACUCAUCAGUGAUACUGAACAGAUAUUAUCAGUAUCUCAAGACUAAUACAGAGUGACAAUAAGAUCAGAUCUCAGAUUCAGAGAAGAUAGUUCACUUUUUAUAUAUAUUCUUCAGUUAACAGUAUAAUAUGGCAUAAAUGGGAUAGUGUCUCAGGCAAUUAUCAUUAUUAUUAGAAUCAAGUUUAACGUCCGUGCCCAGCCUAUAGGCUACGACAGACUCGUCUCAAGCAAUAAAAGGAAGUAUCGGUGUUAAGUAGUUACUUCCACUCAAUUGUGGAUUGGCCGAUUGUUUGUUUGACAGUAUUUUGCGGGUCAUCUAGAAUAGGCAGGCAUGACAACAUUUCUAUAUCUUAACGAAGUGGCAAUUUUAUCGUCAUGCCACUUUCUAGAAGUCUUUUUGCCUCGUGCUGCAAUCUCAUCAAGAAGAUAAUGUCCACUGCCCCAAACCUAUACCUCGGCCGAUGUUUGUUCAGUGGACCGACCGAAUUUUAAUUCCAUUGCCCUUACUGCCAAAGUUUAGCUGAGUGCUCUUUUGAAUGUAGUUCCAGUUUCCGUUUGUUCAAGUUGCCAGAGUAUGAAGGAUAGCAUGA
Molecule: messenger RNA, 1256 nt
Organism: Blastomyces dermatitidis ER-3
Lineage: Eukaryota; Fungi; Ascomycota; Eurotiomycetes; Onygenales; Ajellomycetaceae
Exons: 1
Coding region: 346-573 (75 amino acids)
Source: RefSeq, a predicted model, not a curated record